AAUGAUGACCUGAAAAUAGGAAGCUGAAGCAGUAGCAGUGACUAAAACCUCUCUCUCUCUCUCUCUCUCUCUCGUUCGUCUGGUCUGGUCUUGUUCCUCUCUUGUCACCUUCCUCUCUCCGUCUCUGUCUCCCUGAAGCUCCCACUGCACCCCACAUUCGAUCCUCUCCCUCUCUCUCAUCUUUUGACGCAACAGGGAAGCAUUGAAUGCGCGCGUCCCGCUCACAAUUCGCCAUCCGCCUCUCCUCAUCUUCUUCUCUCUCUUAGGUCCCCCCCCCACCCUUUCCAUUCCCUCUCCGUCCGCCUGCUCAACGGAAUGUGGGCAUAACUAACUCUACAAGUACAUGCUGCAGCGGCAAUUCUUCCUGGUUUUCUGAGCUCGGGACGGUUGAUCGCUCAUUUCAAUGGUCGUCGGUGGGCGGUUUCCCCUAACUGGGUGAUCUGUUUUCGGCAAAUCGGCGGCGCGCAUCCCGGAGGCCAAUCUUUCUCUCACGCUCGUUUAUCCUCCACUCUAGGUUUUCUGUUCUGUUCUGACAGCAGAGCCGAGCGGAUUUGGAUUUUGUUGCUUCUGUUGGAUUGGUUUCUCUGCUAGCCUAGGGGAGUGUAGGAGUUCGAUGCGAGCUUGGAGCAGAAAUGGAGGCGAGGAUGAAGAAGUAUCGGCAAGUGAGCCCUGAGAGAGCCAAGGUUUGGACGGAGAAGUCGCCGAGGUACUACCAAAACAGGAAAGUGCCCGUGGUUUAUUAUCUCUGCCGGAAUCGACAGCUCGAGCAUCCUCAUUUUAUCGAAGUUCCUCUGUCUUCGCCCGAAGGUCUCUGCUUGAGAGAUGUGAUUGAAAGGCUCAAUGUUCUCAGAGGCAGAGGAAUGGCUUCUAUUUACUCAUGGUCUUCAAAGAGGAACUACAAGAAUGGAUUCGUCUGGCACGAUCUCUGCGAGGAUGACCUGAUUCUCCCUUCUAAUGGAAAUGAAUAUGUCCUCAAAGGUUCUGAGCUCUUUGAUGAAUCAAAUUCAGAUCAUUUCAGUCCGGUAUCGAACAUCAAAAUACAGGCCUUGAAACAAUUGCCUGCACCAGCAUCUUCUAGAAGCCAAGAUGAUUCGUCUUCAUCUUCUAGCAUGAAUGGAAAGGAAGCUAAGCAUUCGCAAGAGGACGAACUGUCUUCUCCUCUCCAUCCCCACGGUUCCUCGGGUGUGUCGCCGGAUUCUGGAACUGGAAGGAAUUCUUCCUGGAAUGGUUCUUUGAGCUUGACCGAAUACAAAGUGUACAGGAAUGAUGGAUUAGCCGAUGCUUCUACGCAAACCGAAGAUAAUGUGAGCAGCAGUAAAACUCGAGAAACUUGUACUAGGGGAGUCUCGACAGAUGAUGGUUCAUUAGACAAUGAGUGUGGCGAGGCCAGUCAAAGUAAGGCCUCGGCAGUGAAGGAGAACUCAGAGGUUCAGAGUGAGUCUGUUUCACCGCAACCAACAUCCUCAAGUGCCUCGUCUUCUGGUGGAAAGAAUGAAACUCUGGAAUCAUUGAUCAGAGCUGAUGCUAGCAAGAUGAACAGUUUUAGAAUUCUUGAAGAGGAUGAUAUCAGAAUGCCAGCCAAUGCCAGGCUCAAAGCUACGAAUAUGCUGAUGCAAUUAAUCUCAUGUGGGUCAAUAUCAGUGAAAGACAACAAUUUUGGCCUGAUUCCAACAUAUCGUCCGAGGUUUUCCCCAUCUAAAUUUUCAUCUCCAAUGUAUUCUACUUCCAUGAUGGUUGGGGAGCUUGAUUGCCUCUCUGAGAAUCCAAGGUUGAUGGGAUUGAGGCUUGAAGAUAAGGAAUACUUUAGUGGCAGCUUAAUUGAGACCAAAAUUCUGCGGGAAGAUGGAGUUGGUGUUAUUGCUCUGAAACGAUCCUCUUCCUAUAAUGCUGACAGGACUUGUAAGGCAUCAGACUCGGCAGAUAACGGCGAGUCAAUCUCCGGAAGAUCAAAGUGCAUCCCACUCUCAAUCAAAGGUUCACUAGUCAAACAACCACGAAGUGAUUCUCUGAGAUCCCCUCUCUCUGAUAAACCACGAAAGUCCUCAGACAGAGGCGAUAGCUUCAGAACAACACCGACCAGCACAUCCAACACCAGCAGUAGAAGAAUCACUGAACCCUUAUCAGGGGACAAGCAAUCAAAGAGAUUGGGCUCGUUCAGGGAGGAAGAGAAAGUGAUCAAAAUCGAAGAAAGCUUGCUUCAGGAGCUCGGGUUAUAAUCCAAUCCAAAGCACCAUGCGACACUGAAGUUACGAGCUACUAGAACCCCACAAACUGAAGGUCGAGAGGAUUGAUUCCAUGAGCCAGAUAUAUGAUUUGCUUGCUUCAUAUUUGAAUUUUGAAUGAAAGCCAAUUGCUUGCUUCAUAUUUGAAUUUUGAAUGAAAGCCAAUUUUGGGCGGGUCCUUGUGAUGAUUCUGACCAUCUGGAAAGUUGGAGGGAGUAAAUGAGAGAGAGGUGGAAAGGGAGGAACUAAUUAUUCACUUGGUCAUGAGUAUAGGGGAAAGAGGGCUGGUGAAUCAGAUUCUUUAUGGUCAGCUUUGUCCCUCUGUACCAUUCUCUCCCCUUCUCUAUUUUUUUAACCUUUUGUGCAUCAUCUUAAUUGCACAUCCACUGGUUGCUUGCA
Punica granatum (pomegranate) is the source of this 2621-nucleotide messenger RNA. Lineage: Eukaryota; Viridiplantae; Streptophyta; Magnoliopsida; Myrtales; Lythraceae. The record is from RefSeq and is a predicted model, not a curated record.